Messenger RNA from Tuber aestivum (summer truffle), 1728 nucleotides. The record is from the annotation of a GenBank genome assembly. Lineage: Eukaryota; Fungi; Ascomycota; Pezizomycetes; Pezizales; Tuberaceae.
AUGAACGGAAAUACGAGCAGAGGUGUGUUUAGGACUCUGGACCUAAUAUAUAAACUAUACACAGUACUAAAUAGAUCCCGAGCAGCCAUAUCCAGAUUCUCACGGCCAUCAGCAUCCGCGCUAAGGUCUUCACAUUCGGUCAUAGAUAUUGAUCUUCAAUCGCAGCAAGAUGAACAGGAAGGAAAUUUAUUUGCCAACGAUGAUGCCACGGAUAUUGAUGAGAAUAGUGAUGAGGCUCCUCAGCGUCACCAGAGAGUCCAGAAACGUUCUGUUGAAGACCAUUCACAACAUCCACAAAGAGCAAAGAGGCUGAGAUUUGUAAGUUAGAAUUUAAGGUCUUUGAUAUAAUCUGCUAAUAAAUAAAGCUUACUGCGGACUCACCAUCACCGGCUCUUAGUGGACCUACCUCGGCAUUUUCAUCACAGAGCCAGCAAGCCCAAAUACAUUCUGGCCAUCGCAGGGUUAAUUCACCACAUUUCACACCCUCAAUUUUGGGCUCACAGCCAAUUUUAACUCAUCCAAAUGGACGUCAAACGGCUGCCAGUGAAGAAGACAACUUGAAUAGUGCAUCCGAUAUUGUUGAUACGGUAACUUCACUUUCAGAUCGGUCAAACUUUAUGCGGGGUGAGGAAAGGAUAGUAUUUGAAAACGCGGCAAAUAUGGUCCGGUAUCAUACCUGGUUCGUUAACCCUUUUGUCAAGCCAUCUGAGAAUGAUUCCCUAUUGGAAAGUUACUGGGUGAAGGCAGCCAGCAAGCUUGGCUGGCCCGGUUUGGCAAUGCAGAAGCAUGCCAUGACUUUUGUGAGUACAAAAUAGCCGAAGGGCGUCUCCUUGUGGCUCUUUCCAAGCUGAUUCAAUCUCUCCAGUUGAAAUCAAGGCAGUCCAGCGCCCGCUCUCAUCUUGUUUCGGAGACCAGAAUUACUGUACAGGACUUUUAUGACCUUCUACACAAGCAACCGGCAGAAAUUCGAGCAAAGGUUGGCUAUUUGCUUGAAGAUGAUCGUUUUACAUGUCAUCCAAGCAAGCAGGAGGUAGGUUUAACUUGAUGGAGUCAGGAAGGGGACGGAGAAAAGCUAAUUUGAGCAGAAUUGCGGCUUCCGGUUUGGUGCACCAGAGAUAGCAAAACUGUUAUACCACAAGUGGUUCCGCAAUGUUAAGAUGCGAGGACGAAGCGAUAAAUCCUUUCUCAGUCGGAUUAAUGAUGUCUUGAUAUGUCUUACAGCGGCUUGUAUUUACCAUGCCUUAAAGUCGUGGAGCACAGGGACCUUCGUGCAGCCAUCAGAUUUCUCUGCUUUAACUGCACAAAGUAGGUUUGACCCUUUCACCGGAAGAUAUUGGAUGUUGUGAGGCUAGUAUUAAAGUUGUACUAAUUAAAUCAGAUGUUUACUUGCGCCAAAGGGCUACAUGGCAGCGAUUACCAGUGGUGGUUCAAAAGAAGCUGGUUGAAGAUACGAAGAAACGAAUAAAGCGCUUACUUCGUGAUAAUGGGUUCGUUCAAGAACAUGAAUCUCGUGCGGCACUAGAGGACCCGGACGCUGCAGAGUAUCUCGGGGUACAGGUUUCUGGGGAUGAGGAAAGCGAGGUAGAGGAUAAUAAUUUGGACCUGGAAGCGGAGGAUGUGAUUGACGGGCUUGUGGAGGGUCCUGAUGAGGACGAAUAGCGGUUAAUAGGCAAAGGAUAGCAAUUGUUAAUUAAUAUUUCAAUCAAUGAAAGGGAAAUUGUAAUAUUC